Molecule: messenger RNA, 2005 nt
Organism: Mollisia scopiformis
Lineage: Eukaryota; Fungi; Ascomycota; Leotiomycetes; Helotiales; Mollisiaceae
Exons: 6
Coding region: 31-1788 (585 amino acids)
Biological process (GO): DNA-templated transcription; regulation of DNA-templated transcription
Cellular component (GO): nucleus
Molecular function (GO): zinc ion binding; transcription cis-regulatory region binding; DNA-binding transcription factor activity, RNA polymerase II-specific
Source: RefSeq, a predicted model, not a curated record
CUCUCACGAUUCAAACUUCAUGGAGUUAACAUGGAAUACGUCAAUCCCCGAGCACAAGCCUGUCAGAAUUGCGUCAAGGCGAAGGCCAAAUGUUAUGGCCAUUGUGCCGGAAAAUGCGAGAGGUGCAAUCGAUUGAAUAGAGAUUGUACUAUGCAAGCGCCGGUUGUGCGAAAACGGAAGACUGGAAAGACAACCCACCACGUCCAGGCUGAACGAAUCGCUGAGCUGGAAGCUAGAUUGAACAAUGUGGUUUCUGUCCUCAGUGCAUCUCAACCUUCUCCCGUCGCUGGGGACGGUUCGAGACUCGGCAGUAGCCCAUUGGAUCCUUCCAAUUUGAUGACUCCUAGCACACAAGCUCAAGACACGACUACUCCGUAUCUGGGCCCCGGUCGUGCAUCUCUGCUACAAGCCUCCCCCAUAGAAAAAGGUCCCGAUGAGCUUUUAGACCUCUUUCGGCAGAACUUGGCUCGACAGGUACCAUUCAUUCUGAUUCCGGAGCUCACAACUGCCGAAAUACUCGCCAGAGAGAAGCCUUUCUUAUACGAGGCGAUCAUUGCGGCUGCUUCAUACCAUGAUUCUGUUCAUCAGCUCGCGUUGGGCAAGAAGUUCCUCGCACGAAUAUCGGAGAAUGUAGUUUUACUUGGCAAUCGAAAUCUGGAUAUGCUUCAAGGACUGAUGGUAUAUAUCACAUGGUACAAUAGUCUAUUUCACAAGACAUCGCAGGUCGUCGUUCUGCUAGGCAUCGCCCUCUCUAUGGUUAUCGAUCUCUAUCUUUAUGUACCUUCAACAAGUUUCGAAGGUCAUGAGAAAUUCCUCAAUGAGAUGAAAGGCAUAAUCUCAUGUCACCAAACAACGCUAGCUCGUGGAUCCGAGCCAUCUCGAGAAGAAAAACGAGUCAUUUUGGGUUGCUUUUACCUCUUUUCAUGCGUAUCAACAAACUUUUGUCGAGCCAAUCCGCUGCACUGGACUCCCUACAUCCAACAUUGCUACGACGAAAUUUUCAAUGCCCCCCAAAAUGACAAUGAUGUGUAUCUCGCCCACCUUGCAGCCCUGCAGCGGAUUUCGGAGGACAUCAAGCACAGUGGAAUUCGAGGAUUCCCUGCGCAGCAGCGGGAAUGGAAUCCUGCUAUCGGUGUUCAACUCAAGUUGCUCAUGUCUGAAUUGCAGAGGUUCAAGGUGUCGUUGCCUGCAAGUCUUCAGGAUGAUGUUUUGAUGCUCAUGCAUUACCAUUCCGUCGAGCUCUACCUCUUCGACAUAGGAUUCUCAAUGCCUCCGACAAACAUUGCGCACGGACCCAGUAUUCAAAGAGCUGACGCUUUACUCCUGUGUCUGAAAACCAGCCAACUAAUCAUAGACCUCUACUUCUCCGUCGGUUCCAAGCCGCACACAAACUUCGGGCCAGCAAGCACAACCCAAAUGUACUACGUAAUGAUGACUCUAUCCAAACUCUCCCUCUUCGACGCCGAGGACUGGGACUCCUCCAACCUGCAAACAUCCAUGGAUCUCUGCGCCCUAGUAGAGCGCGUCGCUGCUCUGAUGGAAGAGAAGAGCGCACUAUACGACGUGAGAGAGGAUGAUAAACCGUGGCUGCAGAUCAGUAAGAGGAUGCGACUGGUGAAGGUUCGGUUUGAACGUCUCUUGGCGAGUGAGAAUCGCACGCACGAUAUGCGGCCGAGUUCGGAGUUUCCGGAGGGAGGGGUCAUGAUGCCGUAUUUUAUGAAUCAGUUUGAUUUGUUGGAUGAUGGGUUUUGGCAGAGCUUGCCGGGAGCUGAUGGAUUCCUUGAAUGAUGUGUCGCUCUUCCAUGAAAUAAAAUAGUUUGUAGACGACCGCGUGAGGAUUUUGGUACUUGCGUUUUCUGAAAAGUUAUCCUCACUACAUAGCACUGUGGCCCUCUUGGGGCUACUGCACCAUCAACCAGGCCGUUCCCAUCACUGACAAAUCGGCAAAGGCCGACAUGUCGACAAAAAAAAGGGGACGUAUAACAUGGGAGAAGGGUGCUCCCGU